UUAGUGACGGAGUUAUGUUCCUGUGACGGUGGACACACCCUUGCUUGUGUUGGAACGAGCACUGUGAGGACAAGGGAGUCUGUUUCCACCUCUGAAGAGGAACUCAACACUGCUGUCGAACACAACCCGGGCGUUUCACUCCAAAAGUCAAGAUGCCAGAAACAGCAGAAGCCGUGUCAGCGACUCUCACCACCAACAGAAACUGCACCAUAGAAAUAACCAAUGUCAGCGGCAGCUACUGUCUCAUCAACCCCAAGGUGUACAUGGCGAGCGGCUUCUGCCAGCACCCGCCCCAGCCGACCGUUCGCACCGCCAAGACCGAAGUGUGCUCGUUCACCAAGGACGACAACACCGCCACGGGCGCCGUCGGCCUGCUGACCUAUGACCUGUUCCAUAUGCAGAGCCGGGUUUGCUCCGAGCGCAUGGCCAUCUUGUUCUCCGUGCCCUUUGACCACAACUUGUACAAGAACCGGCUGGCCGUGGGCGUGGUUGAGCAUUCCCGCGAAUGCGACAAACAAUUGUACGACCAGAUGUAUGACGGCAAGGACCUCAGCAACUUGUCCCGCUCUGAUGCAAACGGCUGCGGGCUGGAGUACAAAGCCAAGUACGUUGAUUUGAAGGCGACCAUGUCGUCUGUCGGCAAAGCCAUUGUUAAACUGGAGCUCUAUGAUAAAAUGGGUCAUUAGUGCUGAAGGAAUAACUGGUUUUCUGCUUUUUAGAUGCCUUUGUACAGCAGAAUGAAUAAACGUCAUUAAAUGUUAAAAUGUAUUGUGAUCCAGAAAUAAAAACAUCCAGAAGAGAGGAAGAAUGAUUUUGCUGUCGUCUGUAUUUCUUUGUCCGCAGAACGAUAUCAAUAUCUGACAGCCAAUGCAUUGAUUCUCCAUUAGCUCAUUGUUUGGGCUCAUGUACAUUAUACACUCUCUUCUCUCUGAUUAUGAUAAUAAAACACUCAAACCCAA
Molecule: messenger RNA, 959 nt
Organism: Platichthys flesus (European flounder)
Lineage: Eukaryota; Metazoa; Chordata; Actinopteri; Pleuronectiformes; Pleuronectidae
Product: DELTA-stichotoxin-Hcr4a
Exons: 3
Coding region: 153-686 (177 amino acids)
Biological process (GO): cytolysis in another organism; monoatomic cation transport; pore complex assembly
Cellular component (GO): pore complex
Molecular function (GO): channel activity
Source: RefSeq, a predicted model, not a curated record